AUGCUGCACAUCAAGAACCCCAAACGCUACAAGACCUCGAUCCGCAUACACGAUCCUGAUAACCCGCGACUAUGGCGCGCUGUCGUCAAAACGACGCAUACCGACCUCCGAUACAGCUUUAGUGCUUCCACGACAAGACGUUUGAUGCAGCAGGGCGAUCAGGAACGGGCCGCAGCCAGACGCAGGGCUGCCGGUGUAGGCCCUCGCGAGACCACCCCGGACCCCUUGGCUGGGGCGGCCUCGGGCUCGCACCCCGAUAACGAUUACAACGAUUACAGCGACUACAACCAUAUCGACCAACGUGAUUAUGGGGGUGAUAACGGACCCGGUAGCUCUCCGGGCCCCUCUGACUGUAAGUGGCCUUACUAAGGGUUACUCUUACACUUCCAUACGGUUCUCAGGCCUCGCGCUCACAUCCGCAUCAUCCGUCCAACCGACUCUAGACACGAGCCAUCAGCAACUAGACUUGUACGAUCGAGCGCUAUCGGAUUCUUACUCGUUCUUAGGAGCUUUUGCUGAAAUGUCAUGGGAUUCAACAUUUGUCUCUGCUGCAGAUCUUUCUCGACUGGACGCCCCCUUCCCCGCAAGCGAGUGCCUCCUCGUCGGGCAGUCCGAAGUUAUGCCCUGAAUACCUGGCUGGCGAUCACGAAUUGGAGAUGUGUGGUGCGCAAGCUGGUGGAUGACUUCCUGACAGCCAUAGAGGAUGAUCGAGAAUACGUUCCGCUGCAAAGCGUGCCUCUGGGCUCGAACAAGGCUAUGGAAGUCAUUUUGAUCGACUUCUCUGGUGAGUUCAAUUGAUCGGUUUCCGCGCAUUGAUGAGUACCUCGGACAGCUGUAUGCCGGCAUAUUUUGCUCACCGACGCUGCUGUCAUGACGAGCCUGACAGCACAUAAGAAGGUUUCAUUUGUUCCAAGCAACAAAGGCGCGAUCUCCGAUCUCCUGGCAGCUGGCUACAUGCCUGCAACGCCAGUCGCACCACGAUAUGCUUUCUUCAUUCCGUUUAUCAAGAUCCACAUGGCUUACCACUACGUCGCGAAAGCGACGCCUUAUGCUGGAGCAAAUCUGCUAGAGGCAAAUCACCGGGUGAGCACCAUCACUUUGAGUAGGGUUCGCAACAUGUACACUAUCGAAGGCGCUGACACGCGCGCCACGGCUGUCAUUUCAUGCAGACGCGCAUGUCAGCUCACCUGUCAAAACGGUUCUCGGACGCAUUGGCUGCCUUCCGACUUUUCGUGGCUUACAUCGAAAGCGCAAUCCCUCCAACCAGGCAGUUUGCAAUGAGGUGUCCUGCAUGCCAGCACAAAGUGAGAGACCAGAUGCUGUGCUAGGCUUCCACCUCACUCAUGUGCCUUUGCCGGACUCUUCAAACUUUAGAUUCAAGAGGAGCCUCCACUGGAGUACACCGCCCAAGUCGCGAUUGACGGCAAUGCCUCGCAAAAACGUCUGAAAACACGGUAUUCUAAACUUGGACAGCACAUUCACCCCGACAAGCACACCUUUCCGUCAAAGCUGUUCAUUCCGCCGGAGAUUGUCGACGAAAGCGAGGUCAUAGCUGUAAGUAUGUUCGUGUUUACUGGGCUCAAAAUUCUUUUCAUUUUUCAGUCUGAAAUGUCUUCAUUUGAACUUCUCUAGCCGCUAAUAUUAUCACCACUUGCCCUUCGCAGACUCGUAAAGGUAAAGGCCGUCGUAAUGCUGCAAGUGAGCAGAAGGCCGAAGGAGACAAAGGCGCUUGCGCAUCAAAUUGGACAGCUGCACGGUCUGACCAGGUGCGUCGGUUCUACUCGAUGGCGCCCCUGUUUUGGCGGCAGCGAAUUGACUUUGACGUGUAUUCAGAGUGGUGGGGCCCUCCCAGACUUGGACGAGACUGGAAUAGUUGCUGCCGUAUGUCGCCAUGGGGUCGUUUUGGCGGCAUGCGACAUGAUCCAAAGCGGAGAGAGGUGAACUCGUUGCGAGGCUGACAGCCCCGCUCGGCUUCCAACUGACGGACAUGCUUGGCUCUGGUGCAGAUCAAAAUACCCGCUGGCCCUGAUCAAACGAGUGCGCGACGCAUUCUCACCGCGCGAUCGCCUGUUAAUAGGCUAUGACAUUGGCUGUGUCUUCACCAAGACGUUCGAGACAGCGGAGUCGAUUGAGAAACGCCAACGUGACCCCGACGCCUCAAGACCUUCGGGGGAAGCGGCUGCCAACCCGGCCGUGGCUUUUUGUUGCGGAGUCUGGCACGGAUAUACUCAUAGCCGCCCAUGCCAGGUAAGUCUCGAGCUCUAUAGAAUUUGCGCAUCACAAUUCAGCCGUACUUAUACGAUUCUGUCAAUAUACGACGGUGCUUCUACAGCUACAAUUCCACCCACGCUUUAUGGACGCCGCGGGACUCGAAGACUUUGAAGGCUGUGAACGGCUCUGGUCCUUCCUCAACGGUUUUGCCGCGUCAACGCGCCGAGCAACGAAGUACAAUCGUAAAAGCACUCUUCAUCACGCCAUCAUGUACUCAAGCCUUCGGGUUCUAUUGCGUCUAGGUCAGUCAGUCGCUGUUCAUUGCUCGGCUGCCCAACCUAAAUGGUAUUCGCGCCUUCGCCUUUAGAUACUUGGCUGUCAGAUCGUUGGAAGUCCGCGUCGGCGCAAGCAAUCGCCAGCCUUGAGGCGAUCAGCUUGCUGGCUGAAAACGUUACCUCGCAAGACGCUUGUGCGGACGCGGGACAUAUGUGGCUCGAGCAAGAGCGUCGAUACUUCAUGCACAAUGCCUCGCCUCCAUCAAGCAAGCUGACUGCGAAAGGUUUGCGGGAGAAGGAGCUUUUGGAAGCGCUUGAGAACCGUGACAAGAUGUUGAAAAAGCAGAAUUCGGGGUGAGUCGAUCCCGGUCGAGCCUCUGAGUGACUCUUGACUAGCUCUGAUUCCCUUUAACAACUCGACAGCGUCCCACGCUCCCGCGGGGGCAUGGUCGCUUUAAGCAUCGCCAACUACACGAGCGCGAUCGCCGAGCUAAUACAGGACGAGGUUCUGCAACUCACCGAAGAGGACCGCGAGGAUGUUGAACGGUUGGGCCUCGGUUGGCGCGGAGUCGAAGAGAUCAGAGCGCGAGGAGUCGCGCAAAGGAUCGAAGAACUGUUGGCCAAGCUCGAGCGUGACUUCUUGGCAAUGAUCCUCGAAGCUGAAGCUUUGAAAAAUCGCAGUCAUGGCAUUGGAACGAGUGAGUGGCUGGGUUGACUCUGACUCCAGCUCUCCGAUUCUAAAUGCUGACUGACUCCUCUGACGUGAAUCCGGUUCUGCAGACUACGAUACGCGCAACAGUGACACCGCUCGAAAGCGUUACAAACGCGUUGCCGCGUCUCUCACCGAGUACAACAAGCUGGCUGAAUCCUGCAAUCGGAGACAGUAUACCUUUGAAGAAGUACGUUAUCCACACGAAUGUUCAUUUGUCGUCCUGCUCAUUUCGUCUGUGUCCGUCUGUGUCCGUCUGCAGAUGAAACUCCUCGCCAAGGACGGCAUGCUUCGAACUGGCUCGAACCUCGGUUGGGCGUCCUCCAUCGCCAGAAGUGUGACAGCGGCAGUGUCGCGACGCGAGAGAGCUCUGGAGGAGCAGGCUCGAUUACAGCUUGAGUACCAGUACGUUGCGUCAUUGUUUCCAAUCAUACUUUUUGACUGACUACUAUUGAUUCUGCUGACCUGAUAGACGAGUAUGGGAGUGGGCCCACGAAAAUUUCCAGUACUGGGACAGCUUGGCUUCGACCUCGGCUGAACCUCAACGACGCGACCUCGAUCCACCUGAUGAGGAUGUUCAGCUGCCCGCCUGGAAGAAGAGUGCUCUCUCUGCGAUUGCAGUCCACAAGUGCCAGGAGCUUCGUCAACUCAUUCAGAGCUUGGAUCGCCUGCGAAUGUCGAAGCGAACGCAAGGAUUGUGCCUUCUGGGAGACCUGUCCAAAAUCCGUGCUCGGGGACCCACUCCGCCUCCUGGCUCCAACGUCGCGACGCCGACUUUGGCGUCCGACGACAAUCCGGCCGACUACGAGGCUGACGACGACCUUGAGGAAAUCAUACGAGCACUCUCCGAGCAAGUGGAUGUAAUUCAGGGGGAAGCUGAGCUCGACGCAGAUCCUGAAGUUCACCUCAGCCGAGCUGCCGGUGUUGACGACAACGACUUAGACAUUGAGUACGAAGAGGGAGGCAGUGAGGAAGAAUAUGCGCUGGAGGAUGAGCUUGAAGAACCUUGGUGCGAGGACGGCUGUGAGGAUGACCAAGAAGAAGAGGGCGACAAAGAGGCCGACCCAGAACAGGACGACCAAGAGAAGGACGAUGAUAACGAGUAG
Microbotryum saponariae is the source of this 4301-nucleotide messenger RNA. NCBI's taxonomy places the organism in Eukaryota, Fungi, Basidiomycota, Microbotryomycetes, Microbotryales, Microbotryaceae. The record is from the annotation of a GenBank genome assembly.